AUGAAAAUUUUUUUUCCAAAAUUUCGCGAUGGGAGCCAUUCUAAUCAGAUAUUAUGUGCAUUCUUGAUUUCUAUGCCUAUCUUCAGCUACGGAAACUGCAUAGGAUGGAUGUCCCCAAUGACUCUACUUUUGCAAUCAAAAGACUCUCCAACCAACGUUCCUCUUACGGAUGUCGAGAUUUCAUGGAUGGCGGCACUGCCAUAUUUUGUAUGCGUGCCAUCAACAUACGUCGUCGCAGAAUUGGGAGACAAGUUAGGAAGAAAAUUUGCUCUACUUUUUAUGUCAACAGUUAGUGCCGUGAUUUGGAUCCUAAAGCUUUCUUCUUUGAACAUCUGGGUGUUCAUUGCUGCACGGAUUCUGGUCGGUGUGGUAAUGGCGGGAAGCUGCGUUACCUGCCCCACAUAUAUCAAAGAGAUUUCCGAAGACAGUAUAAGAGGAUCUCUAGGAUGCUGGGGAGCAUUAUUUUUUACAACUGGGAGUCUGUUUGCUUACAUAAUCGGAGAUAUUUUAAGUUACCAAGCCAUUUUGCUAGUGUUCGUGGUUGUGCCAGUUUUAAAUUUUGUACUAUUUCUCCUGAUGCCGGAAUCACCUUCAUAUCUUAUUAAGCAAGGAAAAGACGAGGAGGCAGAAAAGGCUUUAAUUUGGCUUCGCUGCAGACAAAAAUUUCAUAUAACUAUCCAACAAGAAUUGGAUUUUAUUAAGAAAGAACAGAGAAAUGACGAGCCAAAAGGAACAUUUCUACUGAAAACUAUCCUAACGGAUAAGAUACUUUUUCGAGCUUUUCAAAUAGCGCUUAUCGCGGCUUUAGCACGGGAGUUAUGCGGUGCUGUACCAGUAUUAAAUUUUGCUGCUGAUAUAUUUCGUCUGGCGUCAGGCGUAACUGGUUUGAUGCUUAGUCCGAAUCAGCAAGCGAUGGUACUGGGCACGGUGCAAUUGUGCGGUGCGACCAUGGCAUCGGGAGUCAUUGAGAGGUCUGGUAGACGGCCGCUUUUAAUCAUCACGUGUCUCUUUUCUGGCCUCAGCAUGUGCAUUCUAGCAACUUGGUUUUUGCUCAAUGAGUUUGAUCUCAGUCCUCCUGGAUGGAUUCCAGUGGUAACCUUAUGCAUUUGCAUUUUCUGUGAUGCUUCAGGGCUUAUGCCGAUAUCUGUUGUCAUUGCGGGUGAAACAUUCUCCUAUAAGUACCGAGGAACUGUGUUAGCGACUACAAUGGCGAUUUCGUCGUCAUCGGACUUCUUUCAACUACUAUUUUUUAAGUCGGCGGCUAAAUCUAUAGGAGUCUACUCGGCGUUUUACUUUUUUGGAGCAAUGUGCUUAGCGACAUCCUUAUAUGUUUUCCUCGUGGUGCCAGAGACGAAGAAUAGAAAGCUCGAAGAAAUUUACCAUGACCUACUGACUAAGAAGGAGAAGAAAGAUAUUGAAAAUCAUUUGAAUGAUGCAAAUUAACACUUACUCAUGAACGCUGUACAGCGGUUC
Messenger RNA from Pararge aegeria (speckled wood butterfly), 1473 nucleotides. RefSeq names its product facilitated trehalose transporter Tret1-like. The transcript is spliced from 9 exons. Gene Ontology annotation, cellular component: membrane. Bases 1 to 1443 code for a protein of 480 amino acids. Lineage: Eukaryota; Metazoa; Arthropoda; Insecta; Lepidoptera; Nymphalidae. Gene Ontology annotation, molecular function: transmembrane transporter activity. Gene Ontology annotation, biological process: transmembrane transport. The record is from RefSeq and is a predicted model, not a curated record.